Molecule: messenger RNA, 2155 nt
Organism: Physcomitrium patens
Lineage: Eukaryota; Viridiplantae; Streptophyta; Bryopsida; Funariales; Funariaceae
Product: mediator of RNA polymerase II transcription subunit 15a-like
Molecular function (GO): transcription coactivator activity; chromatin DNA binding
Source: RefSeq, a predicted model, not a curated record
CAGGAGUUUUACAGCAAACUCUUGCAGGGACCCUACUGCAAUCAACUGUGGUACCUACAUUGCAGCCUGUAGGAGCUGCAAUGCCUACCAGCAGUACAGGGCUAAUUGGUGAAAAUGGAUUGAUCGGCUUGUCGGCAAAUUCUAAUGUACCCGGCAAUGUACGCAAUCCGGCAUGAAUCUACCGCAGCCCGAUGUAGUUCACAAUUUGGGAUAAAUACGUAUCAGCAGAGCCCCAAUAACACGUUACAGCAGAAUGGUGGCUCUGUUACUUCAUUGCCACGUCAGAAUAACGCAAUUCAGCAGCAGCAAGAGCAGCCAGCGGUUACAAGCUCAACACGCCCAGCAACAGCGCCUAGUUCAGCAGCAGGACAUGCAGCAACGGCAGCUACAGCAGCAGCAGCAACGUCAGCUAAAUCACCAGAAUAACCAGGCUGUUCAGCUGCAGGGGUUUGGCGUCCUGUUGACGGGGACGCCGUCACAAACAAUUCGGAUACCAUCUCCCUCGACAGUUUCGGCCACUCCUGCAACUCAGGAUGAGGCAGACCAUCAGGGUCCCACGCCUGCCACAAACAGCACAAUACCAUGCACCAUGCAGGCUUUGCAAACAGCUAUUCGUAGUACAGGACCAAUAAAUACCCCUGGUAUGUCAGUGUCACCGCUUAUGGAAAACACGUUGUCCCCAAGUCCUGGCCAGUUACUGACGGUACACGAUGCUGUUCAAACCUUUUCUCCUGGGUUGCCACUCAUAGAUGGGACUAUCUCAACUGAACAUUCGCUUGAGCAAUUGAAGAAAAAGGUUGAUUCCAUGCCAAAGGAAAUUCUCAAGGAAGCUGUGAAUGCGUUGAAUGAUGUGGUCAGUUGUGGAGAUAAAUUGGAAGGCUCUGCCCCAGGUACUGGUUCUCGCGCUGCAAUCGGGGAAGAUUUAUCAGCCAAGACAAGGUCAACGAUCCAGGCCCGAGCAAUCUCACAUGAUACUAGAAAUGCCGCAACGAAGAGACGACGUGUAGAUUCAAUUGCUGUAAACAUGAUAUCUGCAGAUGGAACAAUUUCCAACGCUCUGCACAGGCAUCGUUACAACACACAUGUUGGGAAUCACAUGGUUUCACAUAUCAACAGCCCUCUUCUAAAGAUCACAGAAAGCUUGGAGGAGGAAAUAAGGUACAUCAAUAGUCGCUCAAUUGAUACUGUUGUUGAAGUUAGCACCGAGGCUACAGAGGAGAAUGCAUCACAGGGCUGGAAUGGCAUUGUGCUUUCUUGCUGUUACAAGGGCAACGCAUUGAGUCCCAAUGUGUCUUAUCUUCAAGCUAAAGAAUAUGCUCUGUUAUCGAGGACAUCUCUCUAUUUGACAGUACUACCUACUUACCCUGCAUGUUCGCCACAUGUUUGGUUUGACAAUUCAAAUCCUCAAGCAAUUCACUAUUGUUUCAGGGGUGCACAGGAGGAAUUUAUGAGGAGUCUUCUUCGCAUGGCCUCGCCCUUGCCUCUUGCUACCAUUGCAACCAGCUGGGAUGAAUGUGCUCGAAAAUCUUUGAGUAUGCUUAUCAGCAAGGGGGUGGCAACUUCACCACUGCGUAUGGAGCGUGGGAGACAGCCCAUCAGAUCGCAUGUAAACCGGUUUCUUAAAUGCGUAUCGUUCCUCCCCAGUAAUCGAGAUACUGUAGUGCUGCAAGUGUGCUGGCUGUAAAAGUUUUUGGGAACGUUUGGUAUAUUAGUGUACAAUUUUGGGAACGGUUUUCGCCAAUCCUACUGGUCAAAGUACGGGGAGUCAUAGUCUCUGGUAAUUCAUUACAGGCUAGUCUCUGAAUAAGUUUAAUCUAGUAUUGUGUUUUUUUAGAAUUAGGUGCGGCAUCCUGAAUUAUAUGUCGAUGGUGAAUAUCAAGGGACUUCGCUGGGAAUUGACAGUAGUAAUCCUCUACGAGAUAGCAAGUUAAUGUACAAAAAGAUACUGUACAUAAGAUACUUCAUUUUUUGAUCCCAAGAAGCUACAUCUAGUUAAGUUCACUACGCCACUCAAGUGUCUCCGGUAGGAAUGUCUGCUAGUGUGAAUUUACCAGUAAGUUAGAGCUGCUGAAGUGGCAACUUUGUCGAAAUUACUUUGCAAUAAAUAUGUACUAUUUACCACAGUGCACCAGUUUGUUGCACAUUGAGAAAAGUA